AUUGAAGAAAUGUAUGGUUGAUAUUGUCGAAGAUCAACAUACGUUCGUUGAAAUUCUGACGCGUACAAAUGAUCGGUCAACCGUUAGAACAAUGAAAAUUCAACACAUGACGAACAUUUGCCUCGUGGGCAAUUGCGUAUCAUACAAUUGAAACGUGUGAGUAAAGCUCCGCUGGUUUGCGGCGUGUGCAUCCAACAUACUCGAAUGCGUAUGCAUAUCUGUAUCGCUUGAACGCAGUUGUUAGGACACUUGGAGUAUCGAGCGAUUUGCAUACGCGUGCACUUACGUGUGUCAACCAGGAAAUGCGUUGCAUACAUGCCUUUCCUUCAGCAGUUUGCCCGUGUACGCUGACAUGCUGCAUGUGCUAUUCGUAUCAGAUAAUUUGACUGUAUUGCUGUCUUUUGUGAAGGAUAACGGAGAUAAUAGGAACAAAAAACAGACAUGCCAGUUUUUAUCAAAACUGUAUUUAAAGUUGUCUAAAAAUUUAAUUUUCCUGAAAUUUUAUAUUCGUGACGUUUUUUCUUUUACCUUUACUGUGAAAUUAUUCACUACUAUAUUUUUCAUGAUAUUGUAUUUAAAUUCCUGUGGUAUUUCCCAAUAUUUGAUGUUUGCAAUACCGCAACGCGUAGAUAUUUUAUCGUUUCUGGUUAACAACUUGUAUAAUGUCGCUUUGGAAGAGAGAAACUUCUUCAAAAUCUCCACAGUGUCGUUCAAGAUAAGAUAGCGUUGUUCAUUCAUCACACAGGGAUAAACCGUUGCAUCCUCUACAUUCCUUACAGAUCUCUUUGUAAACCACAUUCCUGCCAUAACUCCGACAGCAGCCUUCCAAAAGUGAAAUCACUCCGGACAACUGACGUGCUCACAAAACUAAAUGGAUACUUUCGUGUGGUCUCUCCUAAGAACUCGUGGUUUAUCUGCGUUAUGGCUUCUCCUGUUACUAUCGCCUACCGCUCUCGCUUUGUACAAUAUCGGCGUCGGAAGAGCUGACAGCACAGGGCCGUCCGCAGAAAUUGUCUUCAUGGGAUAUGCGAAACUGGAACAAAAGGGAAAUGGCCUUCACCUUCGUACGUUUUCCAGAGCUUAUAUAAUUGACGACGGCGCGGAAAGGUUCGUGUUCGUUAACGUGGAUUCUGGCAUGAUGGGUCAUGACAUCCGACAGGAGGUAUUGCGCAAAUUGAAAACCCAAUUUGGCGACAUGUACACGGAGAGGAACGUGAUGAUUAGUGCCACGCACACGCACUCAGCCCCCGGUGGCUACAUGCUAAACGUCCUUUUCGAUUUGCCCACAUUCGGCUUCGCCAGAGAAUCAUUGGACGCUAUCGUCAAUGGCAUAACGAAGAGCAUCCAGCGUGCCCACAAUGCCGUUGUGCCCGGAAGAAUCUUCAUCGCUCAUGGAAAAGUUUUGAACGUUAACAUUAAUAGGAGUCCGCAAGCGUAUCUUCAGAAUCCAAAAUCGGAAAGAGAUAAAUAUGAAGAUAAUGUAGACAAGAUACUAACACAGAUACAAUUUAUCGGUGCCGAUGAUGAGCCCUUGGGUGUCAUAAAUUGGUUCGCCGUGCAUCCAACAAGUAUGAAUAACACGAACCACCUGAUCUCCAGUGACAAUGUGGGCUAUGCGUCCAUUCUCUUUGAGAAAAUGAUGAAUAAAAACUCCGCGGUCGGCACAGGUCCGUUCGUAGCUGCCUUUGCCUCGACUAAUCUUGGCGAUGUUUCCCCAAAUAUACGUGGACCAAAGUGCGAAUUCUCUGGAAAUAACUGCUCCGAGCAGUAUACGUGCCCUGGAAAGAAGGAAAUGUGCUUUGCCUCGGGUCCUGGAAAGGAUAUGUUUGAGAGCACGAGCAUUAUUGCUCACAAACUUUACCAAGAGUCCGCGAGAUUAUGGCAAAGUAACGAAGCGGUGGAAGUGUUUGGACCGAUACGAGCGGUUCACCAGUACGUCGACAUGCCGGAACAGUCCGCGGAAUUCUAUAACGAGACAACGGGCAAGUUUGAGAACGUGCACGGCUGUGUGCCUGCGAUGGGUUACAGUUUCGCAGCUGGUACAACUGACGGACCUGGCUCGUUCGCUUUCGAGCAAGGAACAACGACGCCCAAUAUCUUUUGGAAUGCCGUACGAAACUUUUUGGCUGCUCCCACUGAAAGCGAUAUUCGCUGCCAUAGUCCGAAACCUAUUUUGUUAGCCACCGGACGGAUGAAACUACCCUAUCUAUGGCAGCCGAAAAUCGUCCCGACACAAGUAGCCGUAAUCGGGAACGUCGUCAUUGCCGGCGUGCCCGGUGAAUUCACAACAAUGUCCGGAAGAAGAUUGCGAGAGGCUAUCAAGAAAGUCGUAAAUAAUGCGUCCUCCGACGAAACAGUCGUAAUAGUCGCAGGGCUCUGCAAUAUUUACUCCGAUUACAUAACGACGCCCGAGGAGUAUCAAAUACAGAGAUACGAAGGCGCAUCGACGAUUUACGGUCCGCAUACGCUUACAAUAUACUUGAAGCAAUAUCGGGAGCUGGCACAGGCAGCUAUUCAAGGUAAAUCUGUUCCACCAGGACCAGCCCCUCCGGAAUUGCUGCAAAGUGGCGUGCUUACUCUUGUACCGCCCGUACUCUUCGACACCCCGCAAUGGGGACGCAACUUCGGGGAUGUCAUCCAGCAGCCGCCGAAAGUUGCAUCACCCGGUGACACAGUUUCGGCGAUUUUUGUCGCCGGUCAUCCCCGUAACAAUUUAAUGACUGAGAGUACGUUCUUAUCUGUGGAGCGAUUGGAGGAUGAUGAAGUGUGGAUAUCGAUCGCCACGGAUGCUGAUUGGGAGACCAAAUUUCAAUGGACGCGAACUAAUGUGAUACUGGGAUCGAGUCAGGUGACCAUUACGUGGGAAAUCCCGCAGGACGUUACACCGGGCGAAUAUCGUAUCAGACAUAAUGGUUAUUAUCGCUAUGUCCUUGGUGACGUGUAUCCUUACUACGGUGUCACCAAUCAGUUUCAUGUGAAAGUUCCUGCCCCGAACAUCCGUCAACGUUACUAUGGACACUAACGAUAUGCAAAUUAAUUAGUAUACGGACACAAAAUGAUUGUUUCCGUUUGAAGGUUCUCGUGUACCUUUACAUAUACGAGAUUGUACAUAAAAAAUAUAUAUAUGUACAUAAAAUAUAAAAUAAAUUUUCUCCCUUGCCAAAUAGA
Messenger RNA from Solenopsis invicta (red fire ant), 3168 nucleotides. It is a transcript of the gene CDase, whose product is annotated as neutral ceramidase. NCBI's taxonomy places the organism in Eukaryota, Metazoa, Arthropoda, Insecta, Hymenoptera, Formicidae. Gene Ontology annotation, biological process: ceramide catabolic process; long-chain fatty acid biosynthetic process; sphingosine biosynthetic process. The transcript is spliced from 15 exons. The record is from RefSeq and is a predicted model, not a curated record. Gene Ontology annotation, molecular function: N-acylsphingosine amidohydrolase activity. Bases 872 to 3022 code for a protein of 716 amino acids. Gene Ontology annotation, cellular component: extracellular region.